Molecule: messenger RNA, 357 nt
Organism: Colletotrichum costaricense
Lineage: Eukaryota; Fungi; Ascomycota; Sordariomycetes; Glomerellales; Glomerellaceae
Exons: 1
Coding region: 1-357 (118 amino acids)
Source: RefSeq, a predicted model, not a curated record
AUGCUGAUCUGUGAACUCCUUCGCGGCAUCAUCGCAUUCUCGCUUUCGGUGUCUAGACGGUCUUUUUCAUCGAAGAUCACCAGUGUUGAGGCUCCCCAUCGAUCAGUGCAAUUCUUCCACGAUAUGCGGAUGAGUUUCGUCAACCAGAUCGUGCUUAUUGCUUCAAACCCGGCCCGGGUUUUCAGAUACACAAAUCUUUCCAAGCUCAUAGUGGCAAGUUGGAGAACUAGAUCGUUGAUUUCAACGCGUCAGUCAUGCUGUACGCGUACCAUGAACCCCAAAGUCCGGGUCGGUGUGCUCGACGAUGAUCAGGGUAGCCCGGCCAAAGAUCUCACAAGGAUCGGGAACAAGAAGUGA